Molecule: messenger RNA, 1386 nt
Organism: Guyanagaster necrorhizus
Lineage: Eukaryota; Fungi; Basidiomycota; Agaricomycetes; Agaricales; Physalacriaceae
Product: oxalate decarboxylase
Exons: 18
Coding region: 1-1386 (461 amino acids)
Biological process (GO): oxalate metabolic process
Source: RefSeq, a predicted model, not a curated record
AUGAUCAAAGUCUCCUCCAUUCUAUUAAUUAUUCUCCUUACGAAAUUCGUUGGUGGCGCUCCUACAAGCCAUAAUUCCUCCUCAACCGACGCCAGUGUUACUACAUCUUCCAUUGAGGCUCCGUUGAACACCGCCGUUCCGACUUCGACAGAUACUUCCUUCGAAGAAACGACCACUGCCGGAUUCAUCUCCACUGACCCUAACUAUGUCUUGUGGAACGACACUAGCGACCCUUCUGUAGUCACUCCUGAGCGUGGAACGCUCGGUGCCCCCAUUAUUGGACCAGAUAACAUUCCGCUUGAUCUGCAAAAUCCCGACCUCUUUGCCCCACCGACCACUGAUGCUGGAACGAUUCCCAAUUCCAAAUGGCUGUUCGCCCUCAGUCAUACUCGUUUACAAACGGGGGGAUGGGCCCGUCAAGAGAACAUUCAGGUCAUGCCCGUCGCUACUCAAAUGGCCAGCGUAGACAUGCGACUCGAACCGGGAGCAAUUCGCGAAUUGCAUUGGCACACGACAUCAGAGUGGGCGUACGUGUUGAAGGGAUCCACGCAAAUCACGGCAGUCGACGCGGAUGGGCGGAACUACCUUGCUACGGUGCAUCCCGGUGAUUUAUGGUACUUCCCUCCAGGUGUUCCCCACUCUCUACAGGCCACCGGAGACGAUGAAGAAGGAUCCGAGUUUCUUCUAGUAUUUGAUAACGGAGAUUUCAAUGAAGACGGAACAUUCCUGUUGACUGACUGGCUGGAACACGUUCCGUACGAAGUCAUCCAAAAGAACUUUCAGGUCAGUAACCCGGACGCGUUCGCGCACAUCCCUGCACAUGAGCUCUACAUCUUCCCGAGUGAGGUCCCUCCCGACGAUGCAACUGCUCCGGAAGAUCCCCAAGGGACGGUCCCUAAUCCCUUCUCUUUCCCGCUCUCUCAAAUCAAUGCAACUCAGCUUUCGGGUGGGUCUGUUAAGAUUGUGGAUUCUACGACAUUCACUGUCUCUACGACUAUCGCCAUGGCUGAGGUCACCGUUAAUCCCGGCGCGAUGCGGGAGCUACACUGGCAUCCCACGAUGGAUGAAUGGAGCUUCUUCAUGCAUGUUGAGGGUACGGGAAGAAUGACUAUCUUCGCAUCGGAAGGUACUGCUGGGACAUUCAAUUAUCAGCCUGGCGAUAUCGGCUACGUUCCGACAGCCUACGGCCACUACGUCGAAAACACUGGAAAUACGACUUUAAAGUAUUUAGAGGUCUUCAAGUCGGAUCGUUUCCAGGACAUCAGCCUUAAUCAGUGGUUGGCAUUGACACCUCCCGCACUGGUCCAAGCCCAUUUGAACUUGGACAAUGAGACCAUCAGCCAGCUUUCCAAAGUUAAGCCAAUCGUAAUCGGACCUAGCGCUUGA